Messenger RNA from Asterias rubens (European starfish), 2941 nucleotides. Its product is annotated as neuroendocrine convertase 1-like. The transcript is spliced from 14 exons. Gene Ontology annotation, biological process: protein processing. Gene Ontology annotation, cellular component: trans-Golgi network; Golgi membrane. NCBI's taxonomy places the organism in Eukaryota, Metazoa, Echinodermata, Asteroidea, Forcipulatida, Asteriidae. The record is from RefSeq and is a predicted model, not a curated record. Gene Ontology annotation, molecular function: serine-type endopeptidase activity. Bases 85 to 1947 code for a protein of 620 amino acids.
CUUCAUACACGCUUUUUUGUAGGAGCUGUGGUUUAUCGUCUGCAUAUCCAGCGUUGUUCUUUUGGGUUGUCUUCCACCGGAAGAAUGCGAAUCUUCCACCAUGGCGUCUGCCAUGUGCUCCUCCUAUUUACCCUUAUGACAUGCAGUUGGGCCGCUGAUGACCACGGGACACUCUACGACGAUGACAACGACGAUGACAACGCGUCUUACUUCACCAAUGAGUUUGCUGUGCUGGUUAAGGGAGGAAUGGACGUGGUUAGGGAAGUGGCUCAUGAACAUGGAUACCAACUCAAAAUCAAGAUUGGAAGUCUUCCAGACUAUUACAUACUUCACCAUGAAGAAAUACCAGUUAGAUCGAGGCGGGGAACAGACAACUAUCAUACAAAGAAACUAGGCGAUGACCAUCGGGUGGAAUGGUUUCAGCAACAAGAAGCGUUGACACGAACCAAGCGAAAUGCCGAGGAAAGAACCAAUAUCUCUUUGGACUUCAACGAUCCGCUGUACAAUGAAGAGUGGUAUCUGAAUGUUGGAGAUGACACGGAAAGGGCAGUCCCACAUGACAUGCGCAUUAAGGAAGUAUGGGAGCAAGGCAUCACGGGAGCUGGUGUGGUGGUGGCCAUCGUGGACGAUGGGUUAGAGAUAGAUCAUACGGACUUAGCCCGAAACUACGACCCUCAGGCAAGCUGGAACUUUAAAGAGAAUCGACAGGACCCAACGCCACCUGCAUUCUCUUUAGAAAACAACGGGCAUGGCACGAGGUGUGCAGGUGAAGUUUCAAUGGUGGCCAACAACAAUAAAUGCGGCGUUGGGAUUGCGUUCGAUGCUAAGAUUGGAGGAAUUCGGAUCAUAGACGGAAAAGUGACCGAUGCGAUAGAGGGCGCUGCGCUCUCUUAUAACGUCAGCCACGUUGACAUCUACAGUGCUAGCUGGGGCCCCAGCGAUAACGGAAAGACAGCGGAGGUCCCGGGUCCUCUUGCACAAGCAGCUCUAGAACAAGGCAUCAGAGAGGGUAGGGACGGUAAGGGCGUCCUCUACUCAUGGGCUUCUGGUAAUGGCGGGAAUAGAGACGACUGCAAUUGUGACGGAUAUUCAGCCAGUAUUUACACCAUAGCAACGGCUAGCGCGUCCGAAACGGGACACAAGACGUAUUACGGAGAGCAGUGUUCGUCUAUAUUGACGACUACCUACAGUAGUGGGUCCGGCAGUGCAGAACAUUCUGUCAUCAGCAGUGACGUCAACAAUUUAUGUACAACGGGACAUGGUGGUACGUCGGCUGCGGCACCAAUGUUAGCGGGGGUGCUCGCCCUAUUGCUGCAAGCCAACCCCGACCUGACGUGGCGAGAUGUUCAACAUAUCAUUGUACAGACCUCCAGGAUCGACCGUCUGCAAAUUGAGCCAGACGCAAAUUGGCGCCAAAACGCAGCCGGUCAUACUUUCAGUGACUACUUCGGGUUUGGACUCGUGGAUGCAGAGGCUAUGGUUAACCUCGCUAACCCCGAGACUUGGAUCAAUUAUCCCGAGAAGAGUGUCUGUACUGUGGAGGCCGAUGAGGGAUUUGAUGCAAGGGUCAUAGACAAGAAUCAACACCUCAAACUUGACAUACAAACUAAUGCUUGCAAGGGUACCAGCGACGAAGUGAAGCAUCUAGAGCACGUUGUACUGUAUGUUACCACCGAAUACAGCAAACGAGGUGCUCUAAAUAUACAUCUGACGUCACCAUCUGGAACGAAGACUGUACUCCUCUCGGAACGUCCUGUUGAUUCUUCUUCAAUCCCAAUGACUAAUUUCCCAUUGAUGUCAGUGCAGCUUUGGGGAGAGGACCCGUCAUUGGGCGACGGGAAUUGGGGACUAGAAAUCUUCGACUCGAGCCACGGCAGGGAGAAUAGUGGAUCUCUACUACACUGGACAUUGGAGCUCCAUGGGACUAAAUCUCUGCCUCAUCAAUAGAGGGCGCAGUAAUGGCGUCGCACAAAACAACACUCCCAAGAUAAAGGCAUUAUCAUCCACGACUUUAACUUAAAGGCUUCAAAAUGUUUGGCGUAACCGGGCCUAACUCAAUUAGGGUCGGUAGGUCGGACUUCUAAUUUAUUUUUGAAAAUGUAUUUUUAUAUGAUUUAAAAAUAACUAGGCCUAUGUCUAAACCCACCUGGCAAACUGGUUGUUAUUGAAAAAUAAGCAAAGAGAAAAGAGCUAGAAAAAAGCCUACUUGGAUCCACCAUUUAACUAAACCUUUCCUUUAAUGUUAUUUAUUAUUAUUGGUUUUUUUUAACACUUUUCUCCCCCUCCCUCUACAAAAUUUAAAAAUACAUACGCUAACUGUAUGAAAUUAGUCGGUCGGCUUACGCCAAACAAUUAUUUAAUCGGUAUGCCGUUCAAGUCGUGGCGCUAGCCAGUUUUCCUCGUACCCCCCCCCCCCCCUUCGAAUCAGAAAUUUCCCAAAACUUGUCCGAAAUGUUACCUAUUUUUCAGAAGAACUAUUUCAGAGUAGACACUUGUGCUGCCGUGGCCCGUUUCAGGUCAAAAUUCCUGGGGCACCAUCUUCUGUGCAUUCUUCUCUUGUAAUGUUCUGCAAAGAAAUUGCCCCAGUCUUUGGGCAAAUUAAGUAGAAUCCGCCAUUCACGUUUUGAUAUGCAGCUGGUUUUAGAUCAAAGGUCAAAGGUCGGGUCAUGUUCGACAAGUAGCGGGUCAUUCAAAUGCGGUUCAAACUGGCAGGUCACAAUUAGUUGUUUGUUGAUAAUUUAUUUAUUUAUUUGUUGUUGUUAUAAUUUGUUUUUAAUAAGCUGUGUCUACAAAAGAGACCGAAAGAGUUGCUCAGCCUGUGUGAUUUAUUUCACACACAACGAAAGAACAAAUUGUAUAGAUUGUAGCCGCUGUAUUUAAUAAGGGAAUCAAUGUGUGGUGAAGAGGUUUUCAACUAGUGGUUUAAUCCCAACGAGGCAUG